Angiostrongylus costaricensis is the source of this 1401-nucleotide messenger RNA. The record is from the annotation of a GenBank genome assembly. Lineage: Eukaryota; Metazoa; Nematoda; Chromadorea; Rhabditida; Metastrongylidae.
ACGUGCAAGGAUAGAUGUCUCGUUAUGUUCGCGCCAGAGAAGAUUUGCGUUAAACACUUACGGUGUAAUGUAACGUUUUUGGCGGAUUUGGAUGCAACUUUGAAUGGUUCAGCUCACGAAGUCGAAGAAGACAGAGGGAAGUGGGGUAACAAAUUUGAAUUUGUCCUGGCAAGUGUCGGACUAACUGUCGGUUUGGGAAACAUAUGGCGAUUUUCAGCACUGGCUUACGAAAAUGGUGGAAGUGCAUUUCUUAUUCCAUAUAUUGUUCUGAUAAUAUUAUUUGGGCUGCCAACAAUGUUUCUUGAAAUGGCAAUCGGUCAGUACACGAGCAGUGGUCCGUCGAUGGUCUUCAAGCACUACAUGCCAGCCUUACAAGGAAUGUGUUGUCGAGUAUCUGUUUUGGCGAAAAUACAGACCAUCCUAUAUUUAUUUUUCUCCUUUUUUGACGGGAUAUUACUAUGGGAAAGUUGCAGUAAUGAAUGGAAUGAUAUAUGUAAGCCAAAGGAAAAAGUUUGCACUUCAGGAAAUCUAGUCUGGUCACCAACCACUACACGCUUAGCAUUCAAGUUCAUAUUUGGAAAUGUUUGUUUUCAGCGAGAGCUACUUUUCAGAAAUGUCAUAACGAGAAGAUCCCAAGGAAUUGAAUAUAUCGGCGGGAUUAAUUGGUCACCGUUUUUAACACUGAUGGCAGUGUGGGGGCUCGUAUUCUUAGUUCUGAUAAAAGGACAAAAGUACUUGGGAAAAGUUGCUUAUGUAAGAUUCACGUCUACAUCUCCGUAUCUUAUCAUUGCUAUGCUUUUCUUUCGUGCAAUAACGCUAGAAGGUUCCGGUGAAGGAUUGUACUACUACAUGGGGAAACCAGAUUUUUCUAAGCUAACUGAGCAUCAGACAUGGUCGGCAGCACUCGUCCAGAUAUGCUUUUCUAUAAAUAUCGGCUAUGGUUCCGUUAUUAUGCUCGCGUCGUACAACAAACGAAAUAACAACUGUUUUGCGGAUGCAUGGAUCGUUGUGGCGGCUGAUUUACUCAUGAGUGUAUUCGGUGGUGCAGCAGUGUUUGCUACGCUUGGUUACCUUUCUCAUGAACUACAAGUACCCAUUGAUGAAGUGGUUUCUAGCGGGCACUCGUUGGCUUUCGUAGCAUAUCCAGAAGCGAUUUCAAAGAUGCCGUAUCAGUCAGUUUGGUCCGCACUUUUCUACUCCAUGCUUUUCCUCCUAGGUUUCAGUUCAGAAAUUGCAUUCACGGAGACAUUCUGCACGAGUAUCUACGAUCAGUGGCCAUCUACACGUAGUUAUAAGUGGCUUGUAUCACUAUCUUGUUGUGUCGUUUUUUUUGCUUGCGGCAUAAUAUUAACCACUGAGGUGAGUCUACUAUUGAACAGCGCUAGGGACUGUUCUUCUUGA